CCGGAAGUUCCGACACUACUGUAAGCGGCUAGCAGCUCGAGCUAGAAAAGGUUAUGAUCCGAGCUCCAAACGCUUCAUUUAACUUCACUCAUUAGUGAGUCGGCGUUGAUUUGACACAUUGUUUGAACAUACUGAGCACUGAGAAUGAGAGAGACGUAGCAACACUGCCAAGUCGUUUUAAAUAAACUUCUGUCGAGAGACUACUUUUUACCUGAGGGACAAAUCUAUGCCGAGCUCAGAUCAGCCAGGCUUGUGGACGUUGGCUAGCGGGCUAAUAACAGUUGUCUCAGGCAGGCGGAGGUGGUCGCUGACCGGAGCGCUGGUCACCGCCAGCCCGCGUCACCGCAUCUCAUUCAGAGGUCACGCACCGGGUGUCUGUGCCUGCAGGCUGCGUUUGCUCCUCGUGAAAAGCGACGUUAUGACACCAUAGGUACCAACAGGCUGUAAAUGUGAGAGAUGGGCUCUGAAAACCCAGAGGACUUUGGACCUGCUGUGAUCCUUGCUGAGGAAGAUCAGCAAGAAAUCGGAGGCCUGAUCAACUCUGAUGGAGAAGAGGUGGAUUUCUCAGAUCUCAGAAAAGGUGCUAUCCCUGGCAUUGUACCUGCAGAGGCUCCCUCCAAGACGUUUGAUCAAAGCGAGAAUGAAAAGCCGCCGUCUCUUCACAGCUGCUCGGUGUGUGGGAAAGACUUUCCUUACGCCUCCAAACUUCAGCGCCACUUACGUACUCACUCAGGAGAGAGGCCUUUCCCCUGCUCGAUGUGUGAGAAGAGAUUUCCAGAGAAGGGGCUGCUCAUGAUCCAUGAAAGGGUCCAUACUGGGGAGAAACCAUUCCCAUGCACUUUCUGCGAGAAAAGAUUUGCCAGUCAGGGGGAGCUCAGGCUGCACCGGCGGACACACACUGGCGAGAGGCCGUAUCACUGCUCCAUCUGCUUAAAGAGCUUUUCCCGACACUGGCAUCUGAAAACUCACCUAGAGGCGAUGCACUCGGAGGUUGUGGCGGGCUUUACGAGGAAGAAGUUUCCGUGUUCGGACUGUGACAAGAGCUGUAACUCGGCAGCCGAGCUUCGAGAUCAUCAGAGGACUCACACCGGAGAGAGGCCAUACCAGUGCUCUUUCUGUGACAAAAGGUUUGCCUUGUCGGGCACACUCGUGAGACACGAGCGUCUCCAUACCGGCAUUACGCCUUACCACUGCUCCGACUGUGGGAAGACAUUUGCACAGCAGUGGACUCUGACGACACACAUGCGGACUCACACGGGAGAAAAACCAUACAGCUGCACUCAGUGCGAUAAGUCUUUCGUAGCUCCAGGAGAGCUGCGGAGACACACCAGGAUUCACACAGGAGAAAAGCCGUACACCUGCGCAGAUUGUGGCAGGCACUUCUCACUGGCAGGAACUCUCAGAAACCACAAAAGAUCGUGUACGCAGAACAAGAACGGACCAGUUACAGGUGUCAUCACAGACCCAGUUCAAGCUGCAGUUGGUGAAGCAUCCCAGCAAGACCUGGUUAACAACAUCAGCUCUGAGGUGUCUGACAGUCAGUGUUUGCCCAGUGCAGCACAGCCUCUUUCCACAGAGAGUCCUAACUGUGACAAAUCAGCUCAAUGUGAAAAUACAGAGAAAGAACCGAGAGAACCAGAAGACCGACCGGAGGACGCUGCUUCCAGCCCGCAUAUGAAUGUAAUAGUGAAAGAGGAGGAAGAGGAGGAACCUUUGUGUGAAGAAGAAGCUCCUGACCAGGUGUCUGGUAGUGAGGAUUGUACCAUACCGGAGGAAACUGAAGAGCCACAGCCGGAAACCAACACAGAAAUUAGGAUUACAGUAAAGGAGGAAGAAGAAGAACUUGUCAACAUGUCCGAAGAGGAUCCUGAUCAUGCCACUGACAGUGAAAAAGACAGUUCUCCAGCUUCGCCAGUUCAGGAACAGUUUAAUGACAGUCUGACAAAGAGCUCUUACUGCUGCGGGCUCUGUGGAAGAGACUGUCACAAGAUGUCCGCGCUCCAGAUUCACAUGAGAAUUCACUCGGGAGAGAAACCGUACCAGUGCACUCUGUGUGGGAAGCAGUUCACCCAGAAAGGUCAACUCAAAGGUCACCAGAAAGUUCACACGGGAGAGAAACCGUUCUCCUGCCCGGACUGCGGGAAGAGCUUCGCCCACUCAGGGGCCAUGAACAGACACCGACUCACACACACCGGAGAGAGGCCUUACCACUGCUCUGUGUGCGACAGGAGCUUCAAUCAGUCCGGCCGCUUGAGGGAACAUGAGAAAAUUCACUUUGGGGAGAAGUUUGACUGUCCAGAGUGUGACAAGAGUUUCACACGAGCUUCAAGUCUCAAGAACCAUUUCAGGCUUCACACGGGGGAGAGGCCGUACGGCUGCGACAUUUGCGGGAGAGGCUUCAGCCGCUCACAAAGCCUGAGGCUCCACAGACGGAAACACGAGCAGAUUCAGACUGAGGAGUCCGCAUUCAGUGUGAGGAACGAUGAUUUAUCACAGAGUGACGACAACUCUCCGAUUAAUAUGUGUAUAACAGACAAAAAUGACUGAUAACGUAUUUAUAUGAACCAUAGAGAUGAUAUGUACCAGUAGUAGUAUUACGAUACGGGAUUUUAGGCAGUAAAACACGAAUCGUAAGAGGGGAAAGUAAGGGACUACCUCUGUGAAUAGACCGUCAUAAAACACAAAAAAAAGUAUUAAAACUACAAUAUUUAACACCCAAGCUGGUGAAAAUUAAUAAACAGACACUUAUCAGGUGAUGUUCAGCAACUAACAACACGGUUUCAGACAAAAUGACCCAACAAAUAUUGACUACAAACACAAUUUCCGUAAAAAAAAAAAAAAAAUCUUGAAUGAUGAUAAAUUCUAGAGGUCAUAUUUAUUCGCGUUUAUCACUUUUAUCUAUGUUAGUUGCGUAUUGAAAUAUCACACUCACAUUAGUAUUUAUGGUAGUACAAAUUACUCAUUUAAGGUCUGUGAUUUCACUUUUUUCCAUGCAGUAUUUGUCAUUCAAACUAAUCGUGUAUGUGGAAAUUGGACUGAAGAAUAAUUAUGUUUUUGUAUCAGACGUUACGAUGGCCAAUGAGCAGUGUGGGAAUCAGGUGAAACUGGAAUUCAUUCUUUGGGUAUAAGCUACUGAAAUGUUCGAAAUGUUUAGCCAGUAAUGAAGCAGUGGGAUAUUCAUCAGGUUUUAUUUUUUGCCAAAACCAUUUUGCCUUAGCUGUGAUUAUUAUUAUUAUUUUUAUCUCUGUUUUGUACAGCAGGUAUUCAACAACCAAAUCAUGACUCAGGUUCACCUGUUUCAGACAACUCUUAAAGGCCAAGUAACCAUUGUGAAUAAAGGCAUCGUCCUCUAAGGCUGUGAUACAAAAGGCAAUAUUUUGAAGCCAUGUAGGUGGUGAAUUUUGCCGAGUGCUGCCUUUGUCUAAUUGUAUGGGACAUGUUAUACUGAACAAUAAAAGUAAAAGUGCUAAAGACUA
Larimichthys crocea (large yellow croaker) is the source of this 3476-nucleotide messenger RNA. Its product is annotated as zinc finger protein 345-like. Lineage: Eukaryota; Metazoa; Chordata; Actinopteri; Sciaenidae. The transcript is spliced from 7 exons. Gene Ontology annotation, molecular function: DNA-binding transcription factor activity, RNA polymerase II-specific; RNA polymerase II cis-regulatory region sequence-specific DNA binding. Gene Ontology annotation, biological process: regulation of transcription by RNA polymerase II. The coding region runs from base 457 to 2547 and encodes 696 amino acids. The record is from RefSeq and is a predicted model, not a curated record.